Messenger RNA from Vicia villosa (hairy vetch), 4950 nucleotides. RefSeq lists its product as uncharacterized. Gene Ontology annotation, biological process: telomere maintenance; DNA repair. The record is from RefSeq and is a predicted model, not a curated record. NCBI's taxonomy places the organism in Eukaryota, Viridiplantae, Streptophyta, Magnoliopsida, Fabales, Fabaceae. Bases 1 to 4950 code for a protein of 1649 amino acids. Gene Ontology annotation, molecular function: DNA helicase activity. The transcript is spliced from 9 exons.
AUGGAGUUUGGUAAUCGAUCUGUGGAUUUUAAUAUGGAUGAUGAGAGUUGUACAUUUUUACGUCAGAUCAACAAAAUGAAAGCUGCUAAGGCAAGGUUUAAUAGAAUGAAUGUCCUCAGGCAGAAGAAGGCAAAGCGGUUGAAGAGAGCAAACAAAGAGAACGAGUGUUUCUUCUCUCCAUCUUCCGUCCAACAAUCUUCGUCGUUCCGAACACCUUUAUCAACAAUAACUAUGAAUACCAUCAACAUUUCCUCAUCAUAUUCACCUAACCACUUUCAACCAUCUUCUUCAAGUCCCCAACCUUCAAACAGAUUGGGUCUGAAUCUAACAAACAAAGAUAAUGACUUUUUCUUCUCUCCAAUUUCCGUCAAACAAUCUUCCUCCAUCCGAACACCGUUAUCAACCAUAACAAUGAAUACCAUCAACGUUACUGAGUCAUCUUCACCUAACACAUGUCAACCAUCUUCUUCAAGAACUCAACCUUCAACUGUUGGGAUUUUAAAAUCUCGGAGACCCAUCGCAUAUCGUACGAACGGGCUGGGUUUGAAUUUGACAAAAAAAUUUAACAGCACUGUCAGUGGUUCAAAUGAUCAUCCUGAUGUUUCUGCAACUCCUGUCCCGGCCACGGACAAUAGCAAUUUAUUUUCGGAUUCUGAUGACAAUAGUACAGAAAGUUUUGAAACGGACUCCGAUAUUGAGUACCCGGAUGAAUGUAAUAACAUCUCUACAGACAUGCAUUCUGCAUCGACUUCUUCAAACGGAUACUACGAUGUAGGAGACGCUGAUUCUGUAUGUCAACAAUGCGGUGCGCAAAUGUGGUAUCUUGAAAGAAAGGAAAAACAUCGGAAUAGAUCUAUUCCAAAAUUUUCAAUGUGUUGUCGAAAUGGCAAGAUUCAACUUCCAUUUCUCAAGAUGCCACCUAAAUAUCUGCAACAUCUCCUAUUUGACAGUGAUACGGUUCAGUCUCGCAAUUUCCAGCAAAACAUUCGAAUGUAUAACAUGAUGUUUGCAUUCACAUCUCCUGGUACUAAGAUGGAUAACCGUUUUAACAAUGGAGGUGGUCCUCCUACUUUCCGUAUUCAAGGGCAGGCCUGUCAUAGAAUUGGUAGUAUGUUACCCAUGCCGGGACAGACUCCAAAAUUUGCCCAGCUAUAUAUUUACGACACUGAACAUGAAAUACAACACAGGAUUAAUGGAAUGAGAACAAAAACUGGCGUUGACAUUGAUAUUGUUACAAAAUUAUCUCAAAUGUUGUACGAACACAACGUACAUGCUCAGUCUUUCCAAAUGGCAAGAGAUAUUUUGUCUCAACGAAGCGUAACAGAUUUGAAAUUGAGACUUAUUUCAGACAGAAAAACUGAUGGACGUAUUUAUAAUCAGCCAACUGUUUCCGAAGUUGCCGCAUUGAUAGUUGGUGAUGUCGAUACAGCUGAAAAAAGAGAUAUCAUAAUGCACAAACAGUCGGGCGAUCUUCAAAGAAUUGAUGAGUAUCAUAGUUCUUAUCUUGGAUAUCAAUAUCCAUUGCUUUUUCCAUAUGGCGAGGAUGGAUACAGGCCAAAUGUGAAACAUCGGGAUCACGAAUGGAUGGCAUUCCGAAUACAAUCAAGACAGAACGAGGCACCGACACUGUUAAGAGCUCGAAGGCUAUUCCAACAAUUUUUAGUUGAUGGUUAUACAAUGUUGGAAUCGGAGAGACUUAGAUGGCUUCGUAAAAAUCAAUCCAAAUUAAGGGUUGGAAAAUAUCACAAUUUGAAUGAGUUAAAUUCAAACAGUGUGACACAAGGCUCAAGCACCGGAAAAAGAGUUGUUUUACCGUCUUCAUAUGUUGGCAGUCGUAGAUAUAUGGAUCAACUGUAUUUUGACGGAAUGGCAAUUUGCAGCUAUGUUGGUUUUCCUGACCUAUUUAUUACAUUUACAUGUAAUCCAAACUGGCCGGAGAUACAGCGUUACGUAAGACAAUCAAACUUGAAGCCGGCCGAUCGUCCAGACAUUAUUUGUCGAGUAUUUAAGAUGAAGUUUGAUGAGUUAUUGUCCGAUCUAACCAAGAAAUCUGUCAUGGGCAAGGUCCUUGCCUAUAUGUAUACCAUUGAAUUUCAAAAGAGGGGUUUGCCACAUGCUCACAUAAUAAUUUUUCUUCAUCCGACCAGCAAGUAUCCAAAUGCAGAGGAUAUUGAUAAAAUAAUUUCAGCCGAAAUACCUGACGAGAAUUCUGAUCACGAGCUUUAUAACUUGGUAAAGUCACAUAUGAUACACGGUCCAUGCGGAAGACUUAACCUAAAUGCUCCGUGUACAAGGGAUGGUAAAUGUUCCAAGUAUUUUCCAAAGGAGUUCCGUCCUCAAACAAUAGUCGAUCAAGAUGGCUUCCCUGUUUAUCGAAGAAGAGACAAUGGUCACACUGUGUUAAAGAAUGGAAUUCGGUUUGAUAACCGUCACGUUGUACCAUACAAUUCAGGAUUAUUAAAGAAGUUUCGAGGUCACAUAAAUAUGGAGUGGUGCAAUCAAAGUUCUUCGAUAAAGUAUCUGUUUAAAUACAUCAACAAAGGUUACGACAGAAUCACUGCUGCCGUUAUUAGGAAUGAUGAGGUGAGCCAAAAUGCCCAAAAAAAUGUUGACGAGAUUAAACAAUAUCUUGAUUGCAGAUAUGUUUCUCCUUGCGAAGCAUGUUGGAGAAUAUUCUCUUUUCCCAUACAUGGAAGAAAACCCGCGGUUGAGAGGUUAUUUUUUCACUGCGAAGGAGAGAAUUCUGUGUUUUACAGAGACAUGGAUCGCUUAGAUACCGUGUUGGAAAAGCCAAGUGUCACAGAAUCAAUGUUUACUGCUUGGUUUGAGGCAAACAAAAAAUAUCCUGAAGCCAAGGAGUUAACAUACAGCAAGUUUGUUGGAAAGUUUGUUUAUGUAAAAAAAACAAGGGAAUGGAAACCGCGGAAAAAGGGUUAUACAAUUGGUAGAUUGGUAUGGGUUCCUCCAAGCUCGGGUGAGUUGUACUAUCUCAGAAUGAUGUUAACGCAUGUAAAAGGUCCACAUAGUUACGAAGACAUAAAAAUAGUUAACAACAAGAGAUGUAAUUCUUUCCGCGAUGCUUGCUUUGCUAUGGGAUUUAUUGGGGAUGAUAGGGAGUACAUCGCUGCCAUUGAAGAGGCAAGUCAUUGGGGAUCUGGGCAUUAUUUGAGGUUACUUUUUGUCCAUAUGCUACUAUCAAGCAGCUUGAAUAGACCAACACAUGUUUGGAAAAAAACAUGGCAAUUAUUAUCGGACGGCAUAUUAUAUGAACAACGUAGAAUCGCAAACAAUAGAGAGAUGAUUUUGUCAAAUGAAGAAUUGGUCAAUUUGACAUUGGUAGAAGUUGAAAAAUUACUUCAAAAGAACAGGAAGAGUUUAUCCGAUUUUGUGGGAAUGCCACAGCCAAAUGGAUAUGUUGUUCAGCAAUUAGGCAACAGGUUGAUUUAUGAUGAACGUAACUACGACAUCAUAGAACAACGUCAAGAAUACAAUACAUUAUAUCAACAUCUCACAGAUGAACAAAGAACUGUUUUUAAAACUAUUAUCGGCGCUGUCAAUAACGAAAGAGGAGGUGUCUUUUUUCUGUACGGCUAUGGCGGCACGGGAAAGACGUACAUUUGGAGGACAUUGGCGUCUUGCAUUCGUUCGAGAAAACAGAUUUGCUUGACUGUUGCUUCAUCUGGUAUAGCUUCUCUCUUGCUACCAGGAGGUAGAACAGCACAUUCAAUGUUCAAAAUUCCAAUCCCAACAUUGGAGGAAUCCAUAUGUGACAUCCCAAAGAAUACAGAACGAGCCGAGUUGCUUCGGUCAGCCAAGUUAAUUAUCUGGGACGAAGCUCCAAUGGCUAACAAGUACUGUUUUGAAGCACUGGAUAAAACCCUUAAGGACCUUAUGUCAGACACAAAGCCUUCCAAGUCUAUAUUUGGUGGUAAAGUUGUUGUUUUUGGCGGGGAUUUUCGUCAGAUCCUUCCUGUUAUUCCAAGGGGCAGCCGUUCUGACAUCAUUCACGCGAGCAUCAACUCUUCAUACAUAUGGGAUCACUGCAAAGUUCUCAGACUAACAAAAAACAUGCGUUUGUUGCAAUCCACCACACCUUCAAGUUCAACAGAAUUAGAAGAGUUUUCAAAUUGGACUUUAGAUGUUGGAGAUGGAAAACUGGCUGAACCGAAUGAUGGAUAUGCAGAUAUUGACAUACCAAAGGACAUGUUGAUAUCCAAUUUUGAUGAACCGAUAAAGGCAAUUAUAGAUUCGACCUAUCCUGACUUUCUGCAGAAUUACAAAGAUCCCCAAUACCUUCAAUGUAGAGCAAUAUUGGCUGGAACUUUAGAGACAGUUGAUGUCGUAAAUCGUUAUGCGCUAGAUAUGAUUCCAGGAGAUGAAAAGAUUUAUUUGAGCUCCGACUCAGUUGAUCAAAUGGACGCUGAUGCUUCUGAUUCUUUUGAUGCUUUGACAACAGAAUUUUUGAACACCCUGACGGCAUCCGGUCUUCCACAACACAGCAUUAGACUUAAAGUUGGCACCCCUAUAAUGCUCCUGAGAAACAUCGAUCAAUCUGAAGGGUUGUGCAACGGUACAAGACUCAUUGUUACAAAAUUGGCCGACCAUGUUAUAGAGGCAAGGAUUAUCUCCGGUAAAAAUAUAGGAAGUUCAUUUUAUAUUCCAAGAAUGGAUAUCUCUCCAACACAAUCACCCUGGCCUUUUAAAUUAACAAGAAGGCAAUUUCCAAUCAUUGUGUCCUACGCAAUGACGAUUAACAAGUCGCAAGGUCAGUCGUUAGACUAUGUUGGGUUGUAUCUGCCAAGGAAUGUCUUCAGCCACGGUCAGUUGUACGUUGCAAUAUCAAGAGUGAAAAGCAAAAACGGUCUCAAGAUACUAAUCCACAACAAAGACAAUGAAGCGGCAGACACUACCACCAACGUGGUAUUCAAAGAAGUAUUUGAAAAUGUCUAA